AUGUCGACCUUUGGAGAUUUCUUUCGGGUAACUACCUACGGCGAAUCUCAUUGUCGUUCGGUAGGAUGUAUCGUUGAUGGUUGCCCCCCAGGCAUGGAACUUACCGAGGACGAUAUUCAACCUCAGAUGAACCGUCGCCGCCCGGGUCAGAGCAGUAUCACAACUCCCCGGAACGAGAAAGAUCGAGUAGCCAUACAAUCCGGUACCGAGUUCGGUAUUACACUAGGAACUCCGAUUGGCCUGGUGGUCCUCAAUGAAGAUCAAAGACCUAAGGAUUAUGGAAAUAAGACAAUGGAUCUUUACCCGCGACCCAGUCAUGCCGAUUGGACUUACCUCGAGAAGUACGGUGUUAAAGCGAGCAGUGGUGGUGGAAGAAGCUCAGCUCGUGAGACAAUUGGUAGAGUGGCAGCUGGAGCCAUUGCUGAAAAGUAUCUUAAGCUUGCUUACGGCGUUGAGAUUACCGCUUUCGUUACGUCUGUUGGCGCCGUUCAUAUGUUCCCGCCCACACCCGAAUAUCCGACCCCCAGUCAAAAUCCCGCAUUCAUGGAGCUAAUCCAGAAUAUCGACCGCGAAACAGUCGACAAGUUCUUACCCGUAAGAUGCCCGGAUGAACAGUCUUCGCAAAAGAUGGCAGAUUAUAUAGCCGCAUUCAAAGAACGCAACGACAGCAUCGGCGGAACGGUGACAUGUGUUAUUAAGAACGUUCCAAGUGGGUUGGGAGAACCGUGCUUCGACAAAAUAGAGGCAAAGCUUGGACAUGCUAUGCUCAGUAUACCAGCGACUAAAGGCUUUGAGAUCGGCUCCGGUUUCGGCGGUUGCGAGGUACCGGGAUCUAUCCAUAAUGACCCCUUUAUUAGGGCACCGGAAACUCCUGCCAGCCCAGACACGGGUGCCGGACGGGCUGGAACGCCUAAACCUAAACUUACAACUAAGACGAACAACUCUGGAGGCGUUCAGGGCGGUAUCUCAAAUGGAGCGCCCAUCUACUUCCGAGUCGCUUUCAAGCCGCCUGCCACCAUCAGCCAGGCACAGACUACAGCUACUUACGACGGUGAGUCUGAAGGCGUGCUAGAAGCUAAGGGGAGACAUGACCCUUGCGUAGUUCCUAGGGCGGUGCCUAUCGUUGAGGCCAUGGCGGCGCUAGUAGUUAUGGAUGCGCUGAUGCAGCAGAUGGGACGACACGAGGCUAGGAGACAUCUUCCGCCUCUGAAACAGACGGUACCGCCCGCGGAUAAUGGUGUUUCUAUGGAUACGAAAUAA
Molecule: messenger RNA, 1260 nt
Organism: Daldinia childiae
Lineage: Eukaryota; Fungi; Ascomycota; Sordariomycetes; Xylariales; Hypoxylaceae
Product: Chorismate synthase
Exons: 2
Coding region: 1-1260 (419 amino acids)
Biological process (GO): aromatic amino acid biosynthetic process; chorismate biosynthetic process
Cellular component (GO): cytosol
Molecular function (GO): FMN binding; chorismate synthase activity
Source: RefSeq, a predicted model, not a curated record